Molecule: messenger RNA, 5467 nt
Organism: Athene cunicularia (burrowing owl)
Lineage: Eukaryota; Metazoa; Chordata; Aves; Strigiformes; Strigidae
Gene: DNAJC16
Product: DnaJ heat shock protein family (Hsp40) member C16
Exons: 15
Coding region: 1-2340 (779 amino acids)
Source: RefSeq, a predicted model, not a curated record
AUGAGACAACUGGGCCGGGCGGGCCUGGCCUGGGCUGCCGCCCUGCUGCUGGCGGCCCUGGGAGCGCAGGUGGCGGCGGGGGAGUUCGACCCGUACCGCGUCCUGGGGGUCGGCCGGAGCUCCAGCCAGGCCGAUAUCAAGAAGGCCUACAAGCGGCUCGCCCGGGAAUGGCACCCUGACAAAAACAAGGACCCGGGAGCAGAAGACAAAUUCAUCCAGAUUAGCAAGGCCUACGAGAUUCUCUCCAAUGAGGAAAAGAGGGCAAAUUUUGAUCGCUAUGGAGAUGCGGGGGAAAGCCAGGGCUACUCUCAGCACCAGCAUCGCCAGUUCCACCACUUCCACGAAGGCUUCUAUUUUGAUGAGUCCUUCUUCCAUUUCCCCUUUAAUUCGGAGAGGCGCGACACCUCCGACGAGAAGUAUUUGCUUCAUUUUUCCCACUACAUCAAUGAAAUCGUGCCAGAUAGUUUCAAGAAACCUUACCUCAUUAAAAUAACCUCAGACUGGUGUUUCAGCUGCAUCCACAUUGAGCCUGUGUGGAAGGAGGUCGCUCAGGAAUUGGAGGCGCUGGGAGUGGGAAUUGGAGUCGUUCACGCUGGGUAUGAAAGGCGCCUUGCCCAUCACCUAGGUGCACACAGCACACCGUCCAUACUAGGGCUCAUUAACGGGAAAAUAACCUUCUUCCACAAUGCUGUCAUUCGAGAAAACCUGCGGCAGUUCGUGGAGAACCUCCUGCCAGGGAAUCUUGUAGAAAAGAUUACAGAUAAAAACUACAUCCGCUUUCUCUCCAACUGGAAGAAAGAAAACAAGCCCCACGUCCUUCUGUUUGAUCAUAUGCCAGUUGUGCCAUUAUUAUACAAGCUGACUGCCUUUGCAUACCGUGACUACUUGUCCUUUGGUUACGUGUACGUCGGGCUCCGAGGAACUGAGCAGUUGUCCAGUCAGUACAACAUCAACGUCUACACUCCCACCAUGAUGAUCUUCAAGGAGCACGUCGACAGGCCCGCUGAUGUUGUGCAGGCACGAGAUAUGAAGAAGCAGCUCAUUGACGACUUCCUUUCCCAGAAUAAAUUCCUAAUGGUAGCCAGACUCACCAGCCAGAGGCUGUUCCAGGAGCUGUGUCCCGUGAAGAAGUCUCACCGUCAGCGAAAGCACUGUGUGGUCUUGAUUACCGGAGAAGGCGAUAAGUUUGCUGAGGCUUACGAGGCGUUUCUGACUUUUGCUGUGGCCAACACAAAGGACACGCUGAAGUUUGUGCACAUCUAUAAUGAUCGGCAGCCAGAGUUUGUGGACGCCUUGCUGAUGGAUGAGGAGAAGUAUCGGGGAAAAUCAGCUGUGGUCAUUUUGGAGAGACGGAAUAACGCAGGGAAGAUCGCCUAUAAAACCUUGGAGGAGGCCUGGCAGGGCAGCAAAGAGGACAACUUCAUCCUCCUGGAUCUUCUGGAUCAGCUGAGGACAGACUCCGGGCUCCUCUCUUCAGAGACUGUCCUGGCAGACUUGAAUGACGAACUCGCUCCCAUGUUCCUUAUCCGAUGGCUCUACUCCAUGCUGGACUAUAUCUCGGACUGCUGGGACAGUUUGUUUCACAGUAACUGGCGAGAAAUGAUGCCACUGCUGUCCUUGCUCUUCUCUGCGCUCUUCAUUCUCUUUGGCACUGUUAUUGUUCAGGCUUUCAGCGAUUCUAGUGAUACAAGGGACUCUCCUCCCUCUGAGAAAGAAGAAACUGCUGUAAAGACUGAGAAGAACGACCCGAGCUUCAGCAAAGAGAGUAACAGCAGGAUUCCCAAAAAGGGUUUUGUCGAGGUGACUGAGCUAACAGACAUCAACUACAACAGUAACUUGGUUCGCCUGAGGCCGGGACACAUGAACGUGGUCUUGAUCCUGUCCAACUCAACCAAAACCGCCCUCCUCCAGAAGUUUGCCCUGGAAGUCUACACGUUCACAGGGAGCAGCUCUCUUCAUUUCUCCUUCCUCAGCCUGGACAAGCACCGGGAAUGGCUGGAGUACCUGUUAGAGUUUGCGCAGGACGCGGCCCCCAUCCCAAACCAGUAUGACAAGCAUUUCCUGGAGCGCGACUACACAGGCUACGUCCUGGCUCUGAAUGGCCACAAGAAAUACUUCUGCCUCUUUAAGCCUCACAGAUCAGGGGAUGAGGGGGGAACCCUGGGGUCGUGUGAGGAUUACGAUUCCUCACUAGCCACGGAAGCCAGAGGAAAAUCCUCCUGCAGCCCAGGAUCUAGAUCUAUUAAAAACAAAUUACACAAAUUGUCCUUUUGGAUGGAACGUCUCCUAGAGGGUUCCUUACAGAGGUUCUAUAUCCCCUCAUGGCCCGCACUAGACUGAGGGAUUUUAAAGAGAUUCUAACGGACAAACUUUUUACGAAGAUGACAAGGGACAACUCUUUCCAGGAAUACACAGACAAGCGUGACGAAUGGACCUUAGGUUUGAGAUGAACUCGCCUGGGGCCGGCGACUUGAAAAUAUCUCCCUGCGUCUGGAGCCCAGUAGCGCAGCCAAGCGCACUGAAACUCCUUCCACCAACUCGUGCGUUUGGAUGCCGUACUACCGAAGAGCCAAGAAGUCCAUUUUUCCCUUCGUGUCCUGCUGCAUCUGCUUCCCGAGUCGCCCCCGUUCCAUCUCUCAUUUUACCUCGGUUGAAGAAAAACCCAUGACUUCUCUGCCGCAGUGACUUGGUCUGGUAUGAACGUGGCCAGUGACACAGGUCGGGUCGUGGUUCUCCCUCCCCUUCACUGUGUGCUCAGCCCGUGGUGCAUGGUGUAACACUGGCAAGACCCUGCAGCCCCUCCCAGGCCCUGCCCUUCCAAAAGGUCUCUUCCCACCAGGCAGUCGUGCUUUUAUCGGCCUUUCCCGGGUAAGUGAUCUAGAGUAUGGUCGGGAGCAUCUCCCUCGUAGCAAACCUGUAGCUGGGACUCACCCGUGGUGCAGGUUAGUGGGCGAUCUGCAUGUUUCAUGCUCCUCGUGUCACAGUUCCACGUACAGCUUCACCAGCUAAACCAUAACCGGGGAGGGAAGGGGUUUUGCACGGCCAUAAAUACUGUAAAGGUGUGGAGCCAUUUAAAUGUCACGUUGAUUUUUCAGAUGCCUUUCUGCUUCUGUCGAUUUUAGACGAUGUAUCUUAGAGCCAUAACUUUGUGUCCUCAGAUUGUAGGCGUGAGCUGCUAUGAGCCAGUAGAUGUGUAAAAGAAACUCUACCUAGCUGCUAGGGAGUCGGUCCAGGCUCCUUUCACACACCCUUACAUCUGUAGUACAAACCAACCUUUCUUUGUAUCAAGGAACCUAAUUCUUCGAUGAUUGUACUCUUGAAAUGUUGCCCCAGAAGUGCUGUAUCAUCAGACCAUUGCUUACAUGUGAAACUCCUUUUGGUUUAGGCUUGGGUUUAAGAUGCUUGGUUUCAGCCUCUCACCUGUUUCCUUCUUGCCACAAACCUUUGUUUCUCAACAUGCAGGCUGCUGCCUUGGGUUUUUGUUUGUGUGCAUUGGGGGGUUUUUGUCUUUUUGAACUCAUAGGUCUGUGUGAAGCUAGAACAGUCGUUAAGCGCAGGUUUAGUUUAUGCUUUGCUCUAGCAGUCUUGAUCCUAACAGCCACUUCCAACACCAGGGGAAAAGGGCAGCCUGCUAAAGCGGAGGGAAGGCAAGCAGCAGCCUCACAGCUGCUUUCCACUCCUCAAGCGAUAAAGCGGAGCAGCAGGGUUUCUCUUCGUGACCAGGACUGAAACCCUGUGGGGCUUGUUCUUCCUUUUCACUGCCCCGGGGCAGACGCCAUCGUCGGGGCUGGUCCUUGCUGCGCCGGAGCCGGGCCCCUGCCAUGGCACUGUGGGGCUGCAGCACUGCCAAAGCACGGGGGAGCUGAGCAGGAUGGCUGUGGCCGCAGGGCUCUGAACCCAACGGUAGAGCACUUGCUCAAGAACGUGGUGUUAAUUAAAAGCUCACUUGGCCCUCGCUACCUUAGUUACCAUCUCAGCAGAGCAGCCAGUUAGUAGGAAUAACCAAUCUCUGAGCCAGCUGCCGAUCCCCCACGAAAUCGGGAAACGCUCAAGUCAUUUUACUGCCCACGUGACCCAGUUGCUCACAAACCCUUGGCUUGCUGCAUUCCUCCUGCCCCGGGGAGCAGAUUGGCAUGCUUCGACCACCACAGGUAUCUCAAACACCCUGUAUAAUGUACUUCCAAAUAAAGGCUACGAUGCUACCAACUGACCCUAUGUGAGGUUACUUAAUUUUAGCUCAGUGGAUUCUAGGCCGCAGCUUGUGCUGCUGCAUGAACGAGGCACUAAAGUAGAGGGAAGGAAGGAAGGAAGGUGAGGUCUUCUCCCUGCCAAAGAACUUCCAAGGUGCACACGUACCACUGAAAUAGAGUGGAAGGGGGAGCGAAACGCCGGCCUGACACUGCUAGACUUCAUUUUCAUUUGGCUAGAGCAAUCGCCGUAGCACUCUGGUGCUUUUCCUGCAGCUUGCCGUGCAUGACCUGGCUAGGAUAGGUUCUAGCCCAGUGGAAGGCUCUGCCUAACUUUUUAAAAUGUUUGCAAAAGCAAAAAAAAAAUACUUUCUGGGUCUCUGCUGUCUUUUCCAAUCAGAAACCAGGAGAAAACCCUUGACACAUUAAAAAGAAGUGCCUAGUUGUGCUCCAGGAAGGGAAUUCAGCCCUGCCCCAAGUGAGAAGGCCUGUGGCCUUCAAAAUACAAUUUGUGUGCCACACACCUGCUGGAAUCCUUUGUUUAAUUUUCUUUUCAGCACAGGUAACCUCCCCUUUUAGACUGCGUUUUGUUUCAGGAGUGCUUGCAACAGUCACCCUUGCUGGCUGUGGCCGGAUGGGCGCACAGCUCCCUUUUAGCUGUAACUGCCCUUCACUGCUUUUAACCAGGUCUGACUAACUCUGCCUGUGUCACUGUUUUCUGGAAAAAACUUCUUUCAUGGGCUGAUGCCAACACCAAACUGUUCUAAACCCCUCGUUUAGUUCUCUUUAGCGUCCAGCGUGGAACACUGGGAGUUUUGCUUUCUUGUAGAAGAGUGUGGUCAGAGGCUGCUUUAGGCCUGAGGUCUGCCUGCCCUCUCCCAGCAGUUGCGAGCUGUUUUCCCCUCACCCCCACCCCAAUCAUUUUCUAACCUGCUGCCUCUGGCACCACUCGACCCGUAUCGUAACGUAUCGUCAGCGAAACGCACCCACGAUCCUGUUAUGCACAUGGUGGUUCGUAAUCCAAAGAUGGAGGAAAUUCAGCCCUAGUGCACUGCUCUAGUCAGGUUUGAGUGAGCGCACACCGCUCAGAAGCUGAAGCAAAGGGAUGCAGGCCCCCAGUCUGAAAGUUGUACCAAAACUCCUCCCUGGAGCGAGCGUGGGGGGCAGCAGCCUCCCCUCUGCCGUUCGCCAAAAUCCUUCUGGGAACUAGUGCACUAACGCAGCCUGAGAAGUAGGACUGAAAACUAGGUACAUAUUUUGCACUUUUGAUACUGGGAGAG